AUGGCUGCAGCGAAUGAAGAGAUAACUUACGCCCUACCCAGUCUGUUGGAGUUGGCCUACCAGGCGUGUAGCCGUGACCAGCGGAAACGGUACGACGAGCUGCCCGUCGUGACCGUCGACUUACAGGUGUGUUGCGAGUCGUUAUUGAAAAUAAUAAAGUUUAACUCGCACGCCGAUCGUUUUCAACCUCGUGGGCAUCGGCGGUUCAUGUUUGCCAAAGUUCACCCCAAAUGCCGUCUGAUCAACAACAUAUGCGAGAUGGCAGCCUUCCACGGACACAUCAACUGCAUGAAGUUCGCCCGCGCCAUCGGCGUCCCGUGGUACACGCCGAAUGUGUGGCAAAGAUCGGCGUGCGACGAGGCCGCGGACAAGGGCCACAUGGAAUGCCUGGUCUACGCACACGCCAACGGCAGUCCGUGGAGCAGGUGGACGUGCAACUUCGCCGCGGGCAGCGGCCACCUGGACUGUCUCAAGUACUGCCGGGAUAAUGGCUUCCCGUGGGAUGAAUUCACUUGUACCAACGCCGCACAAAACGGCCGCAUGGAGUGUCUUGUAUACGUGAGGCAAAACGGCUGUCCGUGGAACGAGGACACGUGCAGCAUGGCCGCAUUGAACGGAAAAUUAAAGUGCCUGAAGUACUGCCGGGAAAAUGGCUGUCCGUGGGACUCUUUUACUUGCGAAAUGGCCGCGUCCACGGGGAAACUCGACUGCCUACGAUAUGCGAUCGAGAACGGCUGUGAAUGGGACAUUGACGGAUAUUUGUCGGCUUUCCACGGGAUGAAAGAUCCGUCUUGCUUGAGGUACGCACUCAAAUUAAAGCAUGGACUGGCGAAGACGAACGCAUCUACUAGCUCACCCGAUGACGUAAUCCCGUCGAAAUAG
Messenger RNA from Macrosiphum euphorbiae (potato aphid), 882 nucleotides. The record is from the annotation of a GenBank genome assembly. Lineage: Eukaryota; Metazoa; Arthropoda; Insecta; Hemiptera; Aphididae.